This is a messenger RNA of Fusarium keratoplasticum, 1326 nucleotides long. RefSeq names its product Oxidored-FMN domain-containing protein. Gene Ontology annotation, cellular component: intracellular anatomical structure. Bases 1 to 1326 code for a protein of 441 amino acids. Lineage: Eukaryota; Fungi; Ascomycota; Sordariomycetes; Hypocreales; Nectriaceae. The record is from RefSeq and is a predicted model, not a curated record. Gene Ontology annotation, molecular function: FMN binding; NADPH dehydrogenase activity; NADP binding. The transcript has 5 exons.
AUGGGUUCCAUCUCAGUCGACCAGUACACCGACUUCAGGAGCAUCGCUGUCGAUGGACUUCCCUUCUUCACUCCCAAACAGCGUGUGCCCGUGGGCACGGCACUUUUGGCGCUUGAUGAGGGUGUGACGGAGGAUACCAUCACUCCGGCUUUCCGUCCCAUUACAAUCCGCAGCAAGACUUUCCAGAAUCGCAUUUGGGUUGCCCCUAUGUGCAUGUAUAGUUGCCAGGACGGCAUGUUCAGCGACUUUCAUGUUAUGCAUUAUGGUCAAUGGGCCAUGAGAGGCAGUGCCCUGAUCACAUUGGAGGCAACUGCUGUCACACAGAGGGGGCGGAACACUCCACAAGACGCAGGCCUCUGGUCUGAUGACCAUAUCCCACCUCUUAAGCGGGUUAUCGAUGUGAUCCACUCUCAGUCACAAAAGGUUGCUAUCCAGCUACAACACGCGGGGCGGAAGUGUAGCAUAUGCCCCCCAUGGCUUGGACUUCGUCUUGUCCCCGACGCCUAUGGCGGAUUUGCCAAAGACGUGCAAGGCCCAACUGCCGAGCCUUGGAACGAAAACUAUGCCACACCAAGCGAGAUGACGGAGGCAGAGAUUCUUGAGACUAUUGAGGCUUAUGGUAAAGCUGCUGCCCGUGCCGUCAGGGCAGGCAUUGAUGUCAUCGCAAUCCACGGGGCCCACGGAUAUCUCAUCCAUUCCUUUGCCUCUCCUGCUACCAACAAGAGGACCGAUAGAUGGGGUGGAAGCUUCGAGGGCCGCACUCGAUUUGGUAUCGAGGUCGUUAGAGCUGUUCGACGCAAUAUCCCAGAAGAUAUGCCACUCUUUUGGAAGAUCUCGGCUGUAGACUGGCUUCCUACUGGGAAGGGCUGGGGGCUGGAAGACACUCUCCGAUAUGUGCCAAUCCUGGCCAGCGAGGGCGUCGACCUGUUUGACGUUUCCAGCGGAGGAACCGAUAGACACCAGAAAGUGCAGCUGGGACAGCAGUACCAAGUUCCCUUUGCGAAAGCCGUGAAGGACCUGAAGCUGCCCAACGUAUUUGUCGGCGCCGUGGGUUGGAUCCGAGACGGAGAAACAGUUCAUGAUAUUCUGAGCAAUGAAAAAGCAGACGUUGUCCAUGUCGCCCGCGAGUUCUUGCGAGAUCCCAACUUUGUUCAGAAGGUUGCGCUCUCCACCAAGACAGAAGUCACUUGGGUUGACCAAUAUCACCGCGCGCCAAUGAACAAAAAGUAUGUCGAGUCAACCACCACGAUAACUACGGAUCGAAAGGCCAUGGAUAAUGUCACACAGACACAUGAAAACCAGUCUUCAAACAAGAUGAGCUCUUAG